AUGAAAGGGUUUUUCAGUAAGAAAAGUUACGAACCCAAGAAGGAGCCGUCGAAAAGCCCUAAAAUAGAGUGCAACAGAAUUAUCAAGAGUCCUCCUGCCCGCAGUGUAAGGUCGUCGGCUUCAGAGCAUUUGGAUUUACAUGAACAGGAGUGCUUAUCACUGGUUGUAAGGUACUUUGAUCGUUCUGAGGAAUCCAUUUUGACAAGAACUCGGAGUUUUGAAGAAGGGGAGGCCAAUCAUGAUGCAUUUAACAAAGAGCCUUUAUCUUCACAGGAAAAGUGCUGGUUGACAAGGGAACGUCUAUUAAGAUACCUUCGAUCAACCAAUUGGGAUGCCAGAGAGGCAAUUGAAAGGUUAGAGAAAACUAUCACUUGGAGGCGAGAAUUUGGUCUUUUCGAAGCCAAUGGUGGUGUCUGCGCUCUCUCCGAACUUGCCAAAGCUACGAAAAUGGAAAACGAAACUGGUAAAAUGUACUUACUUGGUUAUGACCGUCAACAACGGCCACUUUUGCACAUCAAGACUGGCCGUCAAAACACUGAACCAAGCUUUGCACAAAUCCAACAAUUGAUCUAUAUGAUUGAGAGCGCCGAGGUUAUGAUGCCUGUAGGAGUCGACACGUUAACGGUAUUGAUAGAUUUCAAAAAUUAUAAUGAUUUAACUCCACCGCUUGCGCGAAUGCCUCCAAUUUCCAUCAGCAAACAGGUUUUGCACAUUAUUCAAGAGCACUACCCCGAAUAUUUGGGUCGCGCAAUAUUAUGCAAUAUACCAUGGUACUGUUGGAACUUCAUCAAGAUAUUUCACCCUUUCUUGGAUCCGGUAACGAGGUCCAAAUUGAUUUACGAAGAGUCUUUUGAGACUUACAUUGAGCAGUCCCAGUUAGAGGUACUACACAACGGUAAGUUGGAAUUUGUUUACAGCAAUGACAUCUACCUAGACGAUUUAGAGCAUUCUGUUGCAGAGCGGAAAACACAAAUGUUCCAAGUUUUCUUAGAUUUGGGCGAGAGGGUCGGAGUUAGUGAGGACGAGCUGAAGAAACACUUUUCAGAGGUCUCCACGUCGUAA
Lachancea lanzarotensis is the source of this 1062-nucleotide messenger RNA. It is a transcript of the gene PDR17, whose product is annotated as LALA0S11e02278g1_1. Gene Ontology annotation, molecular function: phosphatidylinositol transfer activity. The transcript has a single exon. Bases 1 to 1062 code for a protein of 353 amino acids. The record is from RefSeq and is a predicted model, not a curated record. NCBI's taxonomy places the organism in Eukaryota, Fungi, Ascomycota, Saccharomycetes, Saccharomycetales, Saccharomycetaceae.